This is a messenger RNA of Physcomitrium patens, 11163 nucleotides long. Lineage: Eukaryota; Viridiplantae; Streptophyta; Bryopsida; Funariales; Funariaceae. The record is from RefSeq and is a predicted model, not a curated record.
UCAAAAGCAAAAUGAUGCUUCCGGGACGUGGGCUGGAUCUAGAAGACAAGACAAAGAUUGUUGCUAUACCCUAUACUUGGGUGGGGAGUUGGCAUGUCCUUCAUCGAGCUCAUUGCGGUAGAUUGUUUAUCGUCACCAAUGAGAUGAUUUACAAAAACUGGACAAGGUUCGGACGGUAGUGGAUUUUGGGAGAUCGUUACAGAUUGCGGGGAAUGCAAGCUUCAAAAAUUUUCAUCGGCGUGUGUGCGCAGAGUUGAUCAGUUGUCGUUGGAUAGCGAUUGGAUCUCGUCGCUGGGUUCUUAUCAUGAUGAUUUUGUGUCUGGAGCGUGCAGAGCGUGACUUUUCUAUAUUUUAGGAACUGAUGACAGACAGCGCAUACGCGGAUGUUUUAUUUCCUCACAGCAUUCCUAUGUUCCGGAGUCUGAUAGUCCGGCUCGAAUGUCAGUGUGAUUCCAUUGAUCCCACACCUUGGUGUGCCAAUGGGUCAGCUGGAACGACUGCAGUUCGAGGAGGAAGGCCCAAUAGCCUUUCUCAGACUUUGCAAUUGGGCCAGCACCCCACUUCCUGUUUCCCUCUUCAAGCUUGGCGCUCUCUCAUCCUCCCAAUCACGCCUUGCUCUUCUUUCCUACAAGCAACAAGCAGUAAUUGUACCUCUGGUUAGCAGGAAAGACGGGGAAACUACUUUGCGUUCGGAGUCAGUGGCGUCCUCUCUGCCACACACCUUGUCACCCCCAGCAUCCCCAUCCAAUGGAUUUUCUGAAGAUUAUUCCGCAGUCGCACAUACUGAAGCUCCCUUCACCCCUCAGCAGCUAUUAUAUUCCGAGAACCAUGAAUCAAAGGUCCCUCCGUCUUCCGAGUUCCGGUUUUCAUUGGGAGGCUCACAGUCCACGCCUUACAGAACUCCUACAUUUAUUUCAAGGCGGUCGUCUAAUACAGUUCAUGAAAAUUCCGUUUUUCCGCCUUACACAGCAACCCCGUACUUCACCCCUAUUGCUUCCACUCCUCUUUGUUCUUCCUCGCAGACUUCCCAAGAAACUGCGGAGUCGGGUUUUGUUGCGGAGUCCAAUGAACCGGUCAAGGUUUCUUCUUCUUUCUAUGUUAUUGAUAACAUUGACUGCUUCACUUGGGCAUACUGUGGGGACGACUUUGCUGCGAAUUUAGAAACUGAACCGUUUAAAGACAUUCUUUUUACUGCAGGGAGUGAGGGUUUGAUACUUCAUGCCUUCUGUAAUAAUAAUGAUGGUGUAGGUAGCAUGUUGGACAACAUAUGCGGAAGUGAUGGACAAUCAUUAGAGGAUACGAAGGAAUGUGAAGAUGGUGAAAGGAAUGGCAAAUGGCGGAUCUGGAGAGAACAUGAGGGACACACAGAUUCUGUCGACGAUCGUGGAAAGAGGAAGCUAUCCUUCCCAGACGAGAACAAUACUAACAAAGACGACUCAAGGAGUAAAGAAGCGGUGGCGGACGUCGGCGUAAAUGGCGGGUCUUCAUUUCAGUCCUUUGUUGUGGACGGGCAACUCGAGCAUUUUAAGGGUGGUUUGCACUUGCAGUUCCUCAAACAUUAUCCUUGGCCUACGUCAGCCAAGUGUAUCUCAUUCUCUUUACCUUAUACGUCUUCUUCAUUUUCACUUCUUAGCAAGUUUGGACAAACAAGCACUCAAGUUGAACAGUUUUCAGGAGUGACUGGAAGCGGUGCAGAAGAGAAGGACUUACAGAUUGCAAGGUUGCUGUCUAACCCUGCCCAGAAUCUUGUUGCACUGCUAAUGGUGGAGAAGUUCGCAGAGCUCAUUUGCGAAGCUGAGAUAGCGGCGGAGGAAAAACAUGCAGCUCAAUCAACUAUGGGACGAGUCAAAUUUCUCGAUAACUUCAGUGUCGUAGUUACAGGGGUUUAUUGUCAGGAUUUGAAGGUCCUUUCGCGCAUUGAUUCGCGUGACACAAAAGCAGGGCUCGCAGAGGUUGUAUCAUGGACAGAUUUUCAAUUAUCAGACAGGGUUUUUUUAGCUUUAAAAGAAGAUGGAAGAGUAUUUUUAUGGAACUCUUUUACAGGAAGUUUUAUUACACAAAUUGAUGUCCCACAGUUCUGUAAUGUUGAUUUAAAGGAAGAAAUCGGGAAGGAGACCUUGAAGGCGCCAUCUGGAGAAGUAGACCAAGAUCCUAAACAUGGCACAAGUGAGGUUUUUGCAUCUCAAGAGAAGACUAAGACUUCUACAACUGCCAGAGGUUCUGAUAUUGGAGCUAAGAACCGAUUCUACCAACUCACGGCGACUGCUGACUGCUUAUUAUUAGCUGUCUGUGAUGCUAAGGGUAUCGUUUCUUUGGUCUCCACUGACGAUUACUUUGCAAGCGAGGCUUUCAUUUCGUCAGGAACUCGUGGGAACCGAGGUGCUGAGUGCUAUGAUUUGAAGCCAUUGUCCGGCUACGAAGUAGCAGGAUCAGAUAUUGGUGGUGUGAAAUAUGAGAGUGCUGUAGCAAACCGAAAUUGGAUUAAUUUGUCGUUUGAGGGUGGAAAUUCUUGCGCUACGACUUCCACCAAGCGUGGGGGUCGCACAUCUUUGCCUUCCUUUGGGAUAAAUAAUUCUAGCAACUGUCCAUUGGGAGCAAGUGGGUUUACAACCAAGGACCGUGUUCACCAAUAUCAGAUCCGAGGAGUAGGCUUUGCCCAUUCAUUGCAGCUCCUGCGAAAAUUAUUCGUGCCCAACAGGCCUUCAAGUGGUUUUCUUGGGAUGGCUUUGAAUCCAUACAGCAUCACGUGUGCCUCAGCCAAUACUUCCGAAGGGUUCAUUUUAUUACAAAAUGGGUUGUAUGUAGGGCACAGGCAACUAGAUGAAGCUGAAUUGAACGACAGUGAAGGAUUUUCUAGAACUGUCAGUAAAUCCUCCAUUGGUAAUGUUUUAACUUUCAGCUUUCAAGGGUGCCUAUACAUUGUAUCUCAAACGGGCCUACAUGUGGUACUUCCUCCUUUGGCAAGCCGGCAGCGUCAAUUAUCAGGUUCCAAGUGGUAUAAUGAAGUGGGAAGGAAAGAUGUGUCAAGUAAAUGGGACUGUUUGUUGCCUUUUGAAAGCCGCAAACUUGUUACUCGGCAAUGGCAAACAGAAGUGUUGGACAGGUGUAUUAUCUUCAACAGUUUGAAGGAGACAGAACAAUUGUGCCUAGAGAAUGGAUGGAGUAUACAGCUUAUGAGGUUACGGAGAUUGCAACUUGCUCUGAACUAUGUUAAAGUGGAUGAAGUGGAGCAGUCAUUGGAGGCACUCGUGCUGGUCGGGGCUGCGGAAGCCGGGAUACCACAAGUGCUGCUUGGUGCUGUUGAACUAAUGGCUGAUUCUUUUGGGUCUGAUAAUGAGCUUGCACAAGCCUGCAGGCUUCUUGAACUGGCAGCUAGAUUCUCAACAAGGCUUAUUCGCUCUCAUGGGCUUUGGCAGCGGCAGCAUUCUAGGUCAAAUAAAACGAUAGUUUCUACGUCCUCCGCACAUUUCCCAUACAAGGACCUGUCUGAUUCCAAGCCUGUAGGUCAUGUCAGCGAUCUUGCUCGACUGCUUGAAGUGAUCCGAAGUGUUCAGGACCGAUUACAAGCUAAACGCAACGGACCAAGUCGAGGUGCCAAGGCUGAUGCGAGCAACGAAGCAUUUGGAUCAUCAGUCGAUUUACAGAGUAAAACGAAACCUAUCAUCGAAUUUCCUCCUGAAAAUGCUGUGCAAAGUGUUGAAGCAGAGAAUAUAAUUACCAGUAGGGAGGAGCAACUCAAAGUGCUUCUGGGCUCUCAAGAUAGUGUCGCUUCAAGUGCCUUGGUGCCUACAGGAACAUUCCAUAGUUCAGGAGGUUCUUGGGGUGUCUCUAUCGGUGGUCCCUUUGAUGGAAAGCCUAAACGAGGAUCAACUGUUGAAAGUGCGGCGGAAAUGUUUGCUCGUUGGGAAAAUGAGGAUGUUGAUGCUGAAAAUAUAGUGCGAGAUGCAUUGCGGGCUGGACGUGUUCCCCUGGCUGUUGUACAGCUACAUAAAAUCCGGUCUAGAGAGUUCUUGAACGGUCCUCAAACGCAGCGACCCCAGAUGAUUGAUGUGUUUCAGGAUGUACAGAAAAUUGGCCGAGGGAUUGUAUACGAGUUGCUGUGCAAGGGCAAAACAGCACUGGCAAUGGCAGCGUUGCGAAGAUUAGGAGAGGAGAUUGAUGUUGCUCAUUAUGAGUUGGCAUUUGGAACUGUGAGGCGUGGUCUUCGGAAGCAAAUGAGGACAGAGUUACGGCGCAGUUCUAAUCGUCUGGGUUCUCGGGACUCCCAACUGCUUGAAAUCGUUUUAUUUUUAGAGAAUCUCUAUCCUAACAGCAGUUUUUGGAGCACGUACCGUCUUAAGAGGGUGAAGUCUAGUAGCCAUACUGUAGAGGAGCCUUCGUCGAAUGAGGAAGAUUGUGAACUAUUACAAUUAAUCUGCGGCAGCGGAGCAGUUAGCCCAUUUACUCUACAGUGUGGAGAAGUUGAUGGAGUGGUCCUGGGGUCAUGGGAUUAUGAAGCAGAUCCUGAAGCUUUAGAUGCUGCAGGUGCGGAGCAAGUGAACCCAGCUGCAGGGUACCUGGUAACGGCUGCUGUGUGGUUGCACGUUUGGGACGAGGUGACUGUAGGCCGGGUAGUAUUGGACCAGUCGCUGGACACUGGAGAACAUAAAUCUUGGGGUGCCCAGCUGGAAUACCAUGUGGUGCACAACGACUGGCCCCAGGUCUCGGCCUUACUGGACGACAUCCCUUAUUCUGUUCUUGACGACGACGAAUUACGAAUUCAUCUUGAUGCAGACGAGGAUGUUGAAUAUCUCCACGAUGAAGUUAAACAUCCGGAUCUGGAUUCAGCUGAUGAGCAAUCACCAAGAGCACCACAUUUUGAAGAAAUUAUGCGUUGUGUACCCAAGGUACAUAUUUUGAGUAUCAACAUGCGGUCCAUGUGCAGCGCUUGGUUAUGGCAUAUGAUGGAAGUGAAGCUUAUUAGAAGCCAUAUAUUUUUACGCACACAUUGGCAAGGGACUUUAGAACUGGUUUCGUUGCUAGCAUCUGCUGAAUUGGUUUACCAACGCAGUUCUGGGAAGCCGUCCAGCACCAGUUGUAAACAAUCAUCACCUGUACUGGGCGUUCCUAGAAAGGAAACUUUUCACAAAGACACUCUGAGAGCACUACAUGAACUUGUGGUUCGGCAUUGUGUGAAGUAUUCACUCAUCAAUCUCUUGGAGCGAUACUUGAAUUACCACUCCUUAGCUCUCGAUAAAGGAUCUGUAGCUGCCAUGCAGUCUGCUGUGGGCAAUUGCAACUGGGCACAGUGGCUUCUUCUCUCGCGUUUGAAAGGACGGGAGUAUGAUGCCUCUGUCGCGAAUGCUCUCACUAUCUCCAGGAAAAAUUUAGUACCUAACCACGGGUUAGGAGUUGGUGGCCAAUUGAAAUCUAUGAUGGAAGAAGGCAAUUUAUUACCAAAUAGAGAAAUAGUGGCAGUUUCAACUUUAAUGUAUGGGCCCCUGCCUAUUCAAAAGUGUUUAGGAUUGGGCAGUGUGAACAGGCAGGAACUCCGCCCAUGGCAGUGUUUCACGGUGGAUCUUCAACCUGGGCUUCAACGUUUCCCCACUGUGUGGCAUACCCUGGUCGCCGCAUGUUAUGGACACGAUGCAUGGAGUUUUGUUCGGCCACUUGGACCCAAAAUAGGAGGAAGGAUGAAAGGUUUGUCUGGUUACUUGGAGUGGCGAGGAACUAUUUUCAAAUCUGCAGCGGAAGAUGUGUCGCUUAUAGAAAUAAUGCCUCAUUGGUUGCCAACAAGUGUUCGCCGUCUUAUUCAGCUGGCUUUUCAGCAGGGAGCUGUUGGGAAAACUCAAGUGGCUAUGCCACAGACAAGUGAGAUAACACUUAGAGCUAUACCAGAUACAGCUCUCAGAGAGCGUGUAGUUCGAAGAGCAGAUGUCGAGAUGGAAGAAGCUCACAUUUCAGACUGGGAGCACUCAACCCAGAUGACUAUUAAGGAAGAACUGUAUGCUGUCUCUCCAGAGGAGGCUGGUAUGGAUGUUGAGCAUUAUCUUCGAAGGGGUCGUCCUCUAGCAGCUUUCAGCUCGCUACUCUCCUUGCGGGCUCAUAAAUCAGGCUCCUUCAAUCCACAGCCAGGUCGACAGUCUUCCUACGAUCCUCAAAGUAUUUUAUCAAAUAUAACAGAGACUGAGGAGUCUCUCAUUACUUCAGUACUUUCACUAGCAAUCCUAAACUUUGAAAACAUCAUCGUAGUGGCCGCUUGCGUAUCCUUCCUAGAGCUUUGUGGGCUUUCGGCACAACUGCUGCAAGUGGAUGUUGCAGCCCUUAGUCGAAUAUCGCUCUAUAUCAGAGACCAACAGCAUAAGGAAGGUAGCCUAAAUACGGGGUUGAACGAGACUGCAGCUGAUAAAGAUGCUAGAACCGAUUUGAUGAGGUCCUUAGUUCAAGGUCUUACUGAGGAGUACACUGCUAUUGGCAUUGGAAUACUUAGUGGCAAAGGAUUGUUAAAUUCAAGGCCUCGAAAGCCGGUCAUGGCCAUAUUGCAGCUACUUGAGAAUUCAAGUUUGAACCACGAUGGUUUAAAGAAGCUGGAGAGCAAUGCCGGUGCUUGGCUCAUGAACGGAGUUGGUGAUGGUGCUGAGUUAAGAACUGUGCAACGAUCUAUGAGUGAGCGAUGGAGUCUUGUGACAGCUUUCUGUCGUGGCCAUCAGCUUCCUAUUAGUACCACUUACCUGGCAACGAUAGCUAGAUGCAAUGAUUGGGUUGGAUUUUUAGCAGAGGCUCAACUUGAAAGCUGCCCUUCAACUGUUCUUAUUAGUGUGGCAUCCAAGGAGUUUUCCGAUUUGCGUCUACGAAGCCACAUCUUGACUGUCCUGAAAUUUCUAACGCCGGCUUCACCAAAACCAUUAACACCGCAUUCGAAUGUUUCUCACUUUUCGUCAGGUGAAUCGCCGGAUGCAUUUGAGAAUGGAGCGCCAGGAGAAUUAUUUUCUCUAUUGGCAGAGUGUGAGACAGAAAAGCAACCGGGUCGAGAACUCUUGGGUAGAGCCAAAGUUUUACGAUGGCCAUUGCUCGCUGUUGUGGCGUCAUGUUUUGCUGAUGUGACCCCCUUGUCUUGCUUAACAACAUGGCUGGAAUUAACAGCUGCCAGGGAAACUACAGUUAUCCAGGUGAAUGAUGUAUUUAGUCAAGUUUCUGCAUCUGUAGGAGCUGCUGUGGAGGCAACAAAUGCUCAACUUGACAGGAAUACCUGCGUAUUUGGUUAUGACUGGAGCUAUCCAAAGAAGCAACGUUCUAUGUCACCAAAGGAUGUAACGACAAUAUCGAAAGAUCAGAAAGCUGAUAUAGGUCCUUCGGAGGUAUCGCUUAGACGUACUACUUCUAAUAUGGUACAAGAGGUUGAUGCAAGACAGAAAAGUAAGAAAAUUACCCUCUAUGUGCCAAGUGCAGCAGAAGAACAGGAAUCUCUGGCAGCUAUGGUGGCUGUACUAUGUGAGCAGCAGCGUUUUGUGCCCCUGCUUCGAGCCUUUGAGUUAUUUACUCCUUCGUCUCCGCUUCUGCCAUUUAUCUGCUUCUUGCAGGCUUUUGCACAGAUGCGUAUCUCUGAUGCUGGAGCUCAACUAGCAUCCUUCUCACAUUGUCUUAAAGAGGAUCAGCGCAAACAACACAGCCAGCAUACUAGAAGUACGAAGAGUAACACAAUGUGGAUCACAGCAGCGGCGGUGGCAGCAGCAGAUGCCAUGUUGGAUUCAUGUCCUUCGCCGUAUGAGCACCGUUGCCUCCUCCAACUACUUUCAGCUGCAGAUUUUGGGGAUGGAGGCUCAGCAGCCAUUCGGUUCCGCAAACUGUAUUGGAAGAUGCAACUAGCAGAGCCUUCUCUUCGUUCAAGGUCGGGCUCGUUGGCUGAUGCAAAGAAUCUUGAUGACGAUGCAUUGCUUCAGGAGUUGGAGAAGAAUGGCCAGUGGGAGGAAUCCCGAAGUUGGGCAGGACAGUUGGAUCUCAGCUCACAACACACUAGAUCUGCUUUUCAUCAUGUGACUGAAACUCAAGCAGAAGCAAUGGUCGAGGAGUGGAAGGAGUUGCUGUGGGAUGUCCCAGAGGAGCGUGCAGCACUUUGGAGCCACUGCCAAGCACUUUUCAUGAGGCACUCUUAUCCUUCGUUACAGGCAGGGUUGUUCUACCUGAAACAUGCAAAUGCAGUGGAGGGGCAGGUUCCAACAUCGGAAUUACACAGUAUUCUCUUGCUGGCCCUCCAGUGGCUUAGUGGCUCGUUUAACGAUUCCUCGCCAGUUUAUCCGUUACACCUGUUACAUGAGCUAGAGAUCCGAGUAUGGCUUCUUGCAGUUGAAGCAAAAGUAGAGGCACAAACUAGUAGAGAUCAGGAAACUGUUCUCUUAGGACGGUCUAAGGCGCGCAGCACCAUUGGACUUCGGAAUGGGGAACCUGGUUCUGGGAAUCCUGUGGACCUUACAGCAAAUGCUGUUGCAGCUGUUGACAGUCACCUAAGAAAGCCGAACACAAGGUCGCAGAUUGAAAGUUCAGCAGACGACAAUGGACGUAAGCUGGUUCGUUCUCGAAGUGUUCAAACUGAGGAAGUCAGUAGCUCCCGGGGUGGGUCAGUUGCACGGAUGAAGCGUCGAACCAAGCAGUUGAGACGUACGCAAUUGGAUAACACGGAGAACGGUGCUCCUAGUUCUCCGGAAGAAACUAAAAGAGAUAGUCUUGAUCGGCGCAACAGUUUCGAUCGCCCCGAAAGUUUCAAUCGCUUCAAUAGUAGCGACGACAGAGAGGUUCUCAACAGGCAUCACAGCCUUUCAGUUGUUCAAGGUCAAAUAAGGGGCACCCAAAUUAACGAUGCCCAAAUUAACCUUGCAGAGGACAACUCUUCAACGCCGGAUGAAGAAACAAGAGGAUGGGAAGAACGGGUUGGAGAGGGAGAGGUGGAAAGAGCGGUUUUAGCUUUGGUGGAAGUUGGCCAGGUUCCAGCAGCUAGACAGUUGCAGCUAAAGUUGGCCCCUACUCAUGUACCUCUGGAGCUUCUUCUUGUUGAAGCCGCUCAAAAGAUUGCAACCUUGUCUAUGCCAACAGCGAAGUGGUCUGCGGUGCCUGCAUUCUUGCAUCCUACAGUAGUAGAAUGUUUACUUUCUACCAAAUUCUUUGAUAAUUAUGCUUCAGUUACUCCCAUGCAGGUCUUGAACGCAUUGACGAAUGCUUGUCGAGAAGGUUGUGGACGUGGACAUUGCCGAAGGAUAGCUGCAGUGGCUCAGAUCAGCCAUUUCUUGGGCCUUACUUUUACAGAAGCAUCUUCGAAGACACCUCCUGAGCUACUGCAGCUCCUCUCGCUAAAGGGAAAAGAAGCGUUUUCCGAGGCUAAACUGCUAGUGGAUACUCACUCAAUGCCAGCCCCAGCCAUCGCGAGAAUCUUAGCGGAAUCUCAUCUAAAGGGACUUUUGGCAGCACAUCGUGGAGGUUUUAUGGAGUCUUCAUUCAGAGAAGAGGGACCAGCGCCGCUGCUAUGGAGGUCCUCCGACUUCAAAGCGUGGGCUGAGCUCUGUCCAGUUGAAUCUGAAAUCGGACAUGCACUAAUGCGCCUGGUCAUUAGUGGCCGUGACAUUCCACACUCGUGCGAGGUGGAACUCAUUAUCUUGGCCCAUCACUAUUACGAAUUGUCUGCAUGCUUAGACGGAAUUGAUGUUUUAGUUUCAUUGGUUUCUACACGUGUGGAUCUAUACGUGGUUGAAGGUGAAUUUGCUCUUAUAGCACGGCUUGUCACGGGUGUCAGCAACUUUCACAGACUCCGAUUUAUACUUGAUGUAUUAAUCGAGCAUGGUUCUCUGCAGCUUCUUCUUCAGAAGAAGCCUUUUUUUGAUCCGGCCAUAGAAGCUUCGCCAUUAUCUGUUCGUGGAUUCUGCAUGGCUGUUCUCGCAGCUCUCAAGCGCUUCAAUGUCAAUGACCAGGAUGCCUUGAUGCAGGUGUAUAAUCAUUUCAACAUGCCACAGGAAAUGGCAAUUUUAUUGCUACUCCGAGCACGCAAGUCCGUGGAGAAAUGGGUAGAUCCUGCUGACCCUGAAUAUGGUGAAGAUGUGCUGGAAUCUAUGCGCUUGUACGUGGAGGCUGCAGAAGCAUUUUCAAACAUUUCUGCUGGUAUGAAUACCAGUAUGUGUUGUGCACAAGCAUCAUUAUUAUCUCUUCAAUUGCGAAUGCCUGAGUUAACAUGGCUUAAUUUGUCCGAGACCAAUGCAAGGCGCCGGCUUGUUGAACGGCCCCGCUUUGAAGAAGCUCUCAUUGUGGCCAAAGCGUAUGAUCUUAACCAAACAGAAGAAUGGGUGCCUGUAUUAUGGAAUCAGAUGCUACAGCCAGGUCGCAUUGAUCAAUAUUUAUCGGAUUUUGUUGAGUUUCUCCCUCUCCCAUUCAGCAUGCUUAUGGAGUUGGCCCGGUUCUAUCGCGCGGAGGUCUCUGCACGAGGCGAUCACUUGGACCAUUAUUCCAAGUGGUUGACUCCAGGCGGAACUCCUCCGUGUGGCUCGACCUAUUUGGCCAAGUCCAUGAGGUUCCUUCUAAAACUAGUGCGAGAUAUUAGGUCGUGUGUCCAGCUGGCCAUCGUUGCGACUGGGUUCUCUGAUAUUGUCGAUGCUGGCAUGCAAGCCCUGGAUAAAGUGCCAGAUUCUGCUGGCCCAUUGAUUCUACGAAAAGGUCAUGGCGGCACCUACAUCCCUCUUAUGUAGUGUGAUUAAAAUUUCGUGUACAUCUGAAAUACACGGCUUGACGACUAGGUAUUCAUCAUGGUUUACAAGCUUGGCCAGCAUUCUCUCAGCCACUAGUGUUGAUCAAGGUCGAGAACUGACGCUGACACUUCACGAAGUGUAGCAGUGAUGGAUCGUUGCAUUGAGUUACGUUUGGAUUUGAUAGCCCCUUUGCCAUUACAUUAGAUUGCUGUUUAGAAUGGAGGGGCAAGGUCCCUCUUUACUAGGCUUCCCAGUUACAUAUAUUCAUAUCAUUCAUUUUCGAUAUCUACGAACACUAGCGAAGUGUAUAUUAGUUGUCCUUGUGUGUUAAGAAAGCGAGUUGUGCAUAAAGGUGUUUGCAGAUAUAGUUUCAGUUUGCAACAUUGAACUGUAAAUGUUAAUCAUUCAUUAUACCAGCAUUAAAUUUCUGCACUUCAUGCAGCUACAUAUGUUAUCCGAA